AUGCAUUUAUAUAUAUAUAUACUAAUAAGCUGCUAUUAUAUUAAUGCUACUAUUAUUAUAAAUAAUAUAAUAAUUAAAAAUAUAAUAAAGGAGGAGGAGGAGAUAAAAAAGGAGGAGGAGGAGUUAGAGAAAAAGUUAAAAAAAGAGGAGGUAAAGGAGGAGGUAGAGGAGGAGGUAAAAGUAAUAAUACUUAUAAAUUAG
Trichoderma reesei QM6a is the source of this 201-nucleotide messenger RNA. RefSeq lists its product as uncharacterized. Bases 1 to 201 code for a protein of 66 amino acids. The transcript is spliced from 10 exons. Lineage: Eukaryota; Fungi; Ascomycota; Sordariomycetes; Hypocreales; Hypocreaceae. The record is from RefSeq and is a predicted model, not a curated record.